GGUGCGCACGGGGCCAUUUGCAGCGCAGGCAGCCUCGCGAGCAGCCGCGGCGCGCCGGCCGGGAGGGAGGUGGCACCAUGGAGCUGAAGAAGGACAGCAACGCCGUGUCCAUCGACAUGCUGCUGAUCGUGCACUCGGAAAAGCGGCGCGCGGCGCAGGGCGCGCACAUGGACCCGCAGGCGGACCCGGGCGCGCUGCUGCAGCGCCGAGGAGGAUUCCAAGGUGUUGGAAACGGAAUCCGGAAAUGGCAGAAAUUAGAAGGAAAUGACCUUUAUGGAAACCUGGCAGAGAAACAGCACCCUCAGCAGCCCCAGGUCAUCACUUCCUACGACAACCAAGGGACGCAGCUGACCGUGGAGGUCCACCCUCGAGACGCCAUGCCCCAGUUCCUCAAGAAGUUCUCCUUGGCUAAACGUGAUAAAAAUGGAAACAUGAGACCCCGGCAACCUGGAGGGAAAGAUGCCCAUGCCUACCCCUGGGACCGGUCCAGCCUGAAAUCCAUGCCUCUGGACCUGCGGCAGUUUGAAAAACUGGACACCUAUGCCUCCCAGGUGACAGUCAAGAGUGGCCUGGAUGAGCUGGUGAGUGACCUGCUCCAGGAGGCCGACAGCGAUCUGGAAAGGGUCCGCGCCAUCUGGAUCUGGAUCUGCCACCACAUAGAGUACGACAUCGAGGCUGCCCAGGAGAAGGACCGCCAGGCCUUCAAGCCCACUGACAUUCUGCGGACCCAGAAGACCAACUGUGAUGGCUAUGCUGGCCUUUUUGAAAGAAUGUGCAGGAUUGCCGGCGUACAGUGUGUCACCGUGCCCGGAUACUCUAAGGGCUUUGGCUACCAGACAGGGCAGAGCUUCUCUGGAGAGUUUGAUCACGCCUGGAAUGCUGUGUACCUGGAGGGGAGAUGGCACCUGCUGGACAGCACAUGGGGCAGCGGCCUGCUGGACACGGCCACCUCCAAAUUCACCUUCCUCUACAAUGAAUUCUACUUCCUCACACACCCCGCACUGUUCAUCGAGGACCACUUCCCAGACAAUAAGAACUGGCAACUGCUAAAACCUCCUCAGUCUCUGAGGCAGUUUGAGAACAAUAUGUAUCACAAGAGCGAAUUCUACAACAAGGGGAUGCUGAGCGCCCACCCAGAGACGUCCAUCAUCAGAACAGUGAAUGGAAAGGCCACAAUCACCAUUGAGAGCUGUGCCCCAACACUAUUCAUGUUUAUGCUCAAUGGCAAACAGGAGCAUGGGCUGCUGAGCCUCAGGAAGAACGGCAUGAAGCUGGAGGUGUACCCUCCAACCAUGGGCACCCACAAGCUGCAGAUCUUCGCCAAAGGCAACUCUGACAUUUACAGCUCAGUGCUGGAAUACACGAUCAAGUGCAACUACGUGGACCUGGGUGUCCAGCUGCCGGCUGAGCUUCACCAGCCCGUGGGCCCCAGCUGGUUCUCCGAGCAGAUGGGCAUUGUGAAGCCCUCCCACCCUGACCCCAUCAUCCACACCAGCGAUGGGCGCUGCUCCAUCAGUUUUGGUGUGGAGGAGGGCAUCAGCGUCCUGGCUUCCCUACACGGAGACGAUGGCCCAAUCACUGAGGAGACGCAGCGCCGCUACAUCUUCCAGCUGCACCGGGAGAAGCGGACAGAGUUGAAAGUCCACCUUCCCCAUGCCGGCAAAUUUGCCCUCAAGAUUUUUGUCAAGAAAAGGCAGGAACCAGGCAACUACGUCUUUGUCUUCAAUUACCUCCUGUGCUGUGCCAACACCAAGGUGAACUGGCCGAUGUUCCCUGAGUGCUUUGGCAACUGGGGGCAGGACAAUGAGCUGCUGGAGCCUCUGUCCGGUGUGCUUCCUGCUAACCGGAAUGUCCCAUUCAAAUUGAAGCUGCAUGGGAUCGCCAAAGCCCUGGUGAAGGGACGGGACACGUGGCCCCUGACCCUGAACCACGAGGGCUACUGGGAGGGCAGCUGCAGCACAGCCGGCUGCCAGGAAGUCUACGUCAUGGUGCUAGAGAACGCCAACCACAACUUCUACUCCUACAUCCUGAAGUACAAAGUGAACACCCAGUGAGGGCCUGCACCCCACUCACACCCUCCAAGGGCCCUGGCCAGCCCUGCCCGGGAGGGAGUGCAGAGAGCCCUGGACACCACUGGGUCUGCACAAAAUCACUUCUAGGCCUCUGCCUCAGUUUCCCUGCUCUGCUGCAGGUGCUGAGAUAAUUGUGUUCUAAAGGCUUCUUCCCUCAGUGGGGCCACUGCUGAAGGGACCGAGGCAAAGGCCUUUUAGAAUAUAACGGUGCUAUGUAAAUCCAAGGUCCUGUGAACUGUAACCCCGUGCCCCAUGCCCCCUUCUUGUGUUAACGCUACCGUUGUUGUCGCAGGGCUGACGUGGGACAGCAGGGCUAUUGUCCAGGCUGUAAGCUUUCUGCAUAAUACUUAGAGAAUUCUCCUCGGGACUCCAGAGGAGCAGGAUUUGCCAGGUUGUCACCCCGAAUCGUGGAACCCCUUCCAACUAGCACAGUGUUUCUCCACAGCUCCCGGACCAGGGAGUGUUGGGUCUGACCUUCGUGCCUUCCCGCUGCCUCUUCAUUUACCACUUCUUGCUCUUCAAGAGCCCUGGCAUAAAGAAGGUGUGGAAAGGAAGGUACCCAACUCCCAACUGGCCAGAGGCUAUGCUUCCUCAGUCCCAGCCAGUAGUCAGGAAUGUGACAGAGAACAGAGAGCAGCCAUGAGCACUGCUCAGGGGUGUCUGGGCAGGGACCGGAGGAUGGAAAGAUGGCUUUGCAAUCCUGCAACCCUGAGUCUGAGGCUAUAAGAGGCCUGACUUGAGGCUCCUGAUGAGCACUUGGGGCAGAUGAUCUGGCCUAAGGCCUGGGGCUGCUCCCAGCCCUCUUGAGCCUGCGCCUCAGGUUCCUGCCUUACCUUCCCAGGAAGCCUCCAGAGGCCUGCUGGGUCUUUUGGGAACCUUGCUGGUAACCGUAAGUAGAGACCAGUGCUUGGGUAGGGAGAUAGGGUGAACGAGUAGUUAGGUUACAUCAGCAGUGCUCAGGAGACUCAGGUGGUAACAGGCUGCUUCCUGCCCCAGAGUUCCCGCUGCACAGCCAGAGUUCAGUCCUUGCUGAACUUGGGUUCUUCAACUCUGUUGGGGGCACCUCUACUUGCCCUGGGAGCAGUUUUUGUUCUUUAUCUUAGAAAAAGUUUUACCCCAUUUUCCUAUCUUUCUUUGAGAUGAGACACACACCUGUCUCCUUCGCCAAUCCUGUCUUCUCUGGGGGACAGUUCAGGACCCCUAGCUUGCUCAGGCCUGUCCCAGAAAGUCCAGCUGCCCAGCUGAUCCUCAGCAGUGACUGAGGCUGACAUUGUCAUGGCAACAGAGGAAAAGUUGGUUCCAGCAAGGCAGCAGGGAGAGAAGGACAGAGAAAGACCCCAUGAGGCCACUACAAUGUAGUCCUGGCCCUGGACACACUCUUGGGUUCUUCGACUCUGCUGCUCCUGCCUCUCUCAGAAGCCCAGUCCCUGAGAGCUGACACUACCUAACACCAAUCCUUGAUGGUCGCUUCACGUGCCCCAAGGCUGAGCAGCAGCCACAGCCAGCCAGGAAGGGGAUGCUCAUAGGUCCUCUGCCUUCAUCCCCACGGGUGUGGAUUUCACAAAUGCUCAUGGGGCACUUGGUAAGUGCCAGGCACUGUGCCAGAUGCUGGGGCUACAGAGGUGAACUCAGGGGCCCAGUCACAGACAUCCAGAGUUCAGGGUGGGCGACCUGCUAGAGGGCAGCAGCCUCCCCUGCCCAGGCCUGUCUGAAGUUCCCGGCUCCCAACACUCCAGUCCAUCAUCCCUGAGGCCCCUCCCACUUAGGUUCCCACUGCCACCCAGCGUGGACCUGGCCCAGAGCCUCCUUACAAGGUGCCCAACUUCCACCAGAUGGAUCCUCCCUGGGAGGCUGAGAUGACCUGGCCUGUGUCCAGCAUCUUCUGACAGGGUCUGCCACCCAGCACCGUGUCACUCAUGCCUGGAAAAUGCACAAAGGACCAGGAGGCUUAACCACUGUGCACCACCACAGGGAAACAAGGGGAGUUUUUACACCCUGAAAACAGCCUUUUCUCAGACCUUUGAUUUUAUGGGUUGAAAGAAGUGUGCUGUGUUUCAUCAAAAUAAUAAGUGCCUUCUGUGACUCAUGUCACUCUCUGCAAGCAGUGUAAGUUACCACAGCUAGCCCUAUCUUCUAGAGCAUGUAGAGGAUGCCACCCAGCAAAACAGGAGCUGUCCCCAGCACCAGGGAGGGAGGCCCCGCCUCUCAGAGCACCCGCGGGGUAUCCACAUGCCCCUCCCUCCUCGUUUAACCAGGCACCCCCUUUGUAAAGACAGCUGUAGGCGCAGUCAGAAAAUCACCUGCAUUUCUUUUCACUGAAGUAAAAAUACAUGAAACGAAAUUCAAUCUUCAUGAAUUUUUACACGCACGCUGCUCAAGCUAGAAAUUCGGGAUUGCAUUUUGAAGGCUUUUAUUCAAAUCCCCAUCUUUGUUUCCUGCUCCACGAGUCCCAGUCGCCGGUGGAAUGGCACGGGCGCCACCUGGUGGUCGAGGUGCGGAGCUGCCGGCGCUGCAAACCGCGAGGGGGAAAUGCAUCCCCUGGUUUUAUAGGCAAACUUGAAAAAUAGUGUCGAGUGUUUAUGUUAAAAUCACUGGGUGCUUUUCUCGUGGUUUCUCAGCGUUUUCGCGUGUGUGCAGCGAGCCCAUCUUUGCCAUGUGCAAGCUGUGAGGGGAGGCUGAGGGACUGCCUGGCGUGGCGAGAAGAGAUUGUGGUUAAAUGAAGAGUGUUUUGCUGGGAAAUCCCUUCUUGCAACAGAAACCAUGGACAUAGGACUGGAUGGGGCAGCUUUGAUCAUACUCAUUACUAUGCCAGUGAAGCACCGAACUGAUCAAACUCAGAGCAUUUUCCGGAAAGUUCCAGGAUGGGUGCCAGGAUUCAGAGCGUGGGGGAUCGGUAGGGCAGGGGGGUGACAACAACAACUGCAAUUAACUUCUUUUCAGCUUGUUUCAGAAGUGCCAGGAGCACAGCUGGCCUCUGUUUCCAUCCGAUUGUGAUCAUUGCGAGUCCCCCCAUAUGUUACAUUGUUCCACCAGGACAGCGCCUCACAGCCUGCUGAGAUUAAAGAGAAAUAAAUCGAUUAACUGAAGCAUGAGGGAUUCAGGCUAGACAUAAAGAACUAUUUCCUCUUGUCAAUUGGGAAGAACACGUUGCCAAAAAAAGUUUGUGAAAUUCUCUUCUCAAAAGACUUGAAAAGCAGAAGUUUUCCCACUGGCCCAGAGAUCAAGAUGCCCUGCUCGCUGGAAGGAUUAGGUUCUCUCUAAACCAAUUAAUUCUUGCAAUAUGCGGUUUGCCCACCGCUGCGGUAUUGCCCCAUCGUUCGCUAUGGCAAAGUUUUCAAAGGUGGCGUGCAUCCGCGGUUCCUCUGAGGUCUUAUCAUUUCUUUUCAUUUGCAAUAAGUAGCUGGAGACCUGAUUAUUUCUCAUAACGUGCGCACUGAUUUGUGUGGGCCGGUGGCUGUAGCGUAUGCUGUUCCCACAUUGUUGCUGGUAUUUU
Messenger RNA from Sciurus carolinensis (gray squirrel), 5565 nucleotides. It is a transcript of the gene Ky, whose product is annotated as kyphoscoliosis peptidase. The record is from RefSeq and is a predicted model, not a curated record. NCBI's taxonomy places the organism in Eukaryota, Metazoa, Chordata, Mammalia, Rodentia, Sciuridae. Bases 78 to 2054 code for a protein of 658 amino acids. The transcript is spliced from 11 exons.